GAAAUUUUGGGUCAGAAUCGUAAAUAAAUAGAGUAGAGAGGCGGUUGGGGUAUUUGUAUCUCCGGUCCGGAGUCGGAGUGAGAAGGCAGGCGUUGAGAGAUAGAGAAGAAAAAAUGAAUAUGGCUUCCAUUUGUCUCUCAAUUCCCUCCUCCAAAACCCUAGCCAGCCCCUCUCCGUCAUCAUCUUCGUCUCCAUCUUCCUCUUCAUCUUCUUUUUCGUUUCCAGCUGCUGCGAGGGCUCACACAUGCCGUCUCCUUCGAUGUAGAUGCUCUUUGCUCACCGUUCCUACGUUCCAUUCUCUGCGCAUCGUUCCAAGUAACCGCGGGAGGGCGAAGAAGCUGCAGGUGGUCCGUAUGGCCCCCGACGAAGAGAAACUCACUCGCCGCAAUCCUCUCGAUUUCCCCAUCGAGUGGGAUAGACCAAAGCCAGGGCGUAGACCUGAUAUAUUUCCCCAAUUCAGUCCUAUGAAAACACCAUUACCACCUCCGUUGCCAUAUGAUCCUCCAGAAGAAGAUGAAGAAGAGGACGAGAAGAAAGAGGAAGAGGAGGAAGAUCCUGAAAAGGAAGAGCCAGAGCAGCCUGAGAAGCAGUAGAGCUCUGUCUGGCAAAGACAUCGGCCUUUAACCUCUUUCAAAAUUUUGUUUUUGUUUUUCUAGUUCAUGUUACCUUAUGCUUUAUGUAGUGCAAAUACAUGAUGGAUAAUAAGGUAAUAGUCAUUUAGUUAGAAUGCUGCUUCAGUGAUGUUAUCGAAGUUUAGUCACACACAAGUGUUGUUGUGAAGUAGUUUCAAUUCCUGUUUUGGUAAAACUUUAAAGUGACAUAAGAGAUUGGAUUCAAUGAAUGAUUGCUUCUGAUA
Messenger RNA from Juglans microcarpa x Juglans regia, 856 nucleotides. RefSeq lists its product as uncharacterized. The transcript has 2 exons. Bases 114 to 593 code for a protein of 159 amino acids. The record is from RefSeq and is a predicted model, not a curated record. NCBI's taxonomy places the organism in Eukaryota, Viridiplantae, Streptophyta, Magnoliopsida, Fagales, Juglandaceae.